CCGAGCGAAUCGAGGGGAAAGCUUUCGUUCGACGGGGAGCGCUUCGGCAGAAGAAUGUACAUGAAAUCAAACAGCACAAGUUCAUCGCUCGUUUCUUCAAGCAGCCGACUUUCUGCUCACAUUGCAAGGAUUUUCUCUGGGGCAUCACAAAGCAGGGAUUUCAGUGUCAAGUUUGCACCCUUGUCGUCCACAAGAGAUGCCAUGAGUUUGUCAACUUUGCAUGUCCGGGCGCUGACAAAGGAGCUGAUACAGAUGAUCCAAGACAGCAACACAAAUGGAAAGAUCAAACCUACUCGUCACCGACAUUCUGCGAUCAUUGUGGAUCGCUUUUGUAUGGUUUGAUUAGACAGGGAGUGAAAUGCCAAUCUUGCGACACGAAUGUUCAUCAUCGAUGCGUGAAAAAUGUGCCGAAUCUGUGUGGAACGGACAAUACGGAAAAGCGAGGAAGAAUGCUGCUCGAUAUUCGAGUUGAAGGAGGAGAGUUGAGGAUACACGUGAAAGAAGCGAAGAACCUGAUUCCGAUGGACCCGAAUGGUCUCUCUGAUCCCUAUGUAAAGUUGAAGCUAAUCCCUGAAGAUGUUGGAUGCAAAUCAAAGCAAAAAACGAAAACCCUCCGAGCCACACUCAAUCCCACUUGGGAUGAGAAAUUCACAUACAAACUCUUACCUACUGAUCGAGAUCGACGAUUAUCGAUCGAGGUUUGGGAUUGGGAUCGAACGUCGAGGAAUGAUUUUAUGGGAUCAAUGUCAUUCGGAAUUUCUGAAUUGAUCAAAGAGGGAGUGACUGGAUGGUUCAAGCUAUUGAAUGAGGAAGAAGGCGAAUUCUACAACAUUCCCAUUCCACCCGAAGUCGAGGAAGAGAUGGAGAAAAUGCGCAAGAAAAUGGAGGAAAUGAAUUCAAAUCGAGAAAAGAUGUCUCCAAAGCCGAAGGAUCCAAAUAAAUCACCGUCCCCGAAAAGUGAUGUCAUUAAAGCGUCGGAUUUCAGCUUCAUCACGGUGCUUGGGAAGGGAUCAUUUGGAAAGGUACUUCUUGGUGAGCACAAAGCGACAAAAGAGCUCUUUGCGAUCAAGAUCUUGAAAAAGGAUGUGAUCAUUCAGGAUGAUGACAUUGAAUGCACGAUGACCGAGAAACGAGUGUUAGCUCUUCCCGACAAGCCGCCAUUCUUGGUUGCCUUGCAUUCGUGUUUCCAAACAAUGGAUCGACUCUAUUUCGUGAUGGAAUUCGUGAACGGCGGUGACUUGAUGUACCAAAUUCAGCAAGCUGGCAAAUUCAAGGAGCCAGUUGCAUGCUUUUAUGCGGCCGAAAUCGCGGUUGGGUUGUUCUUUUUGCAUUCAAAGGGGAUCAUUUAUCGAGAUCUGAAGCUCGACAACGUCAUGUUGGAAAGAGAUGGGCAUAUAAAGAUCACUGACUUCGGAAUGUGCAAAGAGGGAAUCGUCGGCGAUGCGACAACGAAAACGUUUUGUGGAACGCCCGAUUACAUUGCUCCUGAGAUUAUUCUCUAUCAACCAUACGGCAAAUCGGUCGAUUGGUGGGCGUAUGGAGUGUUGUUAUUCGAGAUGUUAGCUGGCCAGCCGCCAUUUGAUGGAGAGGAUGAGGAUGAGCUUUUCACAGCUAUCACUGAGCACAACGUCUCUUACCCGAAAGCACUUUCGAAAGAAUCGGUCUCACUAUGCAAGGGAUUCCUUCAAAAGAAUCCAACGAAACGGCUAGGUUGUGGAGGUGCCGGGAAUCGGGAUAUUCAGGAACACACCUUCUUUCGAAGGAUAGAUUGGUUGAAAAUCGAGGCCAGACAAGUUCAACCACCUUACAAGCCAAAAGUGAGAAGCAACAUUUCGACAGAGAAUUUCGACACAUCUUUCCUCAAACUGCCCGUCAAAUUAACCCCACCCGAUAUGGCGAAAGCGCCGGACGAUGUGUCGAAUUUCGAUCCAGAGUUCACCCACGAGGUGCCCCGUUUGACGCCAAUCGAUCGCUUGUUCUUGAUGAAUUUGGAUCAAACCGAAUUUGAAGGGUUUUCUUUUGUAAACCCGGAAUAUGUGCACGAUGUA
Molecule: messenger RNA, 2048 nt
Organism: Mesorhabditis belari
Lineage: Eukaryota; Metazoa; Nematoda; Chromadorea; Rhabditida; Rhabditidae
Source: the annotation of a GenBank genome assembly